Cucumis sativus (cucumber) is the source of this 2904-nucleotide messenger RNA. Its product is annotated as putative pentatricopeptide repeat-containing protein At5g37570. Lineage: Eukaryota; Viridiplantae; Streptophyta; Magnoliopsida; Cucurbitales; Cucurbitaceae. The record is from RefSeq and is a predicted model, not a curated record. Gene Ontology annotation, biological process: RNA modification. The coding region runs from base 248 to 1969 and encodes 573 amino acids. Gene Ontology annotation, molecular function: protein binding; RNA binding. The transcript is spliced from 2 exons.
GGAUAAUUGGGAGAGUCUCUUACUUAUCAACUUACUCAAUUUAGGUGCCCACAAAUGUAUGGAUGAGUAGCCAAAUAUAAAAUUUGAAACUAAACAAUGGAAAAUGUAAGAAAAGUUCAACCCUUUUCCGCUUAUUGAUACAGAAGUUUAGGGGCGAACCCUGUGUCGAACUUGCGUUGAAUUCAACCUGGACCGUGCCGCCAUGGAGCAGCUGCUGAUAAAGGGACGAUUUUGACAUUCAUGUGGCAUGCAAAAGCUCGCCAAUGCGGGCAUGCCGCUGUUUCUCUGCUGUUUCUCUCGCUUCCAUACAACUACUAGCUUUGCUAAAACCACCAACCCAAAGUCCAAUGUUUCUCUCUACUCAAUUUCCGCCCUCCUCAAGCUCUGCAAGACCCACAUCGAUCUCCACCAAGUUCAUGCCCAUCUCAUCCAGAAAGGGCUCGAGCAAGAUAGUUUCCUUGUGACCCAAUUCAUCUCCGCUUCCAACUCAGUUGCCCACAUCUCCUAUUCUACAUCCGUCUUUGAUCGUGUUCUCUCACCCUCUACAUUUCUUUGGAACUCUCUCGUCAGUGGGUACUGUGCGAAGUUGCAAUUUGUUGAUAUUAUUUCGCUAUAUGUCCGUAUGAAGAGGGAAGACGGCGCUCCCGAUAGGUAUACAUUUCCUUCGCUUCUCAAGGUGUGUGCAAGUGAGGGGAAGAUGAUGGAAGGGAUGGCCCUUCAUGGAUCCAUUUUGCGAUGUGGUGUUGAUGAGGAUAUAUAUGUUACGACGAGUUUAGUGAACUUGUAUGGGAAGGGUGGGUUAAUUGAUUGUGCUCGUAAGGUGUUUGAUGGAAUGUCAGAGAGGAAUGUGGUUUCUUGGACGGCUAUGAUUGUUGGGUAUUCGAGCAUUGGGAAUUUGGUGGAGGCAAAGAGGCUUUUCGAUUUGAUGCCGGAGAGAAAUGUGGCGUCGUGGAAUGCAAUCAUAGGUGGGUACAUGAAAAUGGGUGAUGUAAAGAGUGCUGAGAAGGCGUUCGAUGAGAUGCCAGAGAAGAAUGUUGUCUCUUUCACAACAAUGAUCGAUGGGUAUGCAAAAGCUGGCGACAUGCUUUCUGCCAGGAACUUAUUUCAAAAAGCACCUGAAAGGGAUAUUAUUGCAUGGUCGGCUUUGAUAUCUGGGUAUACACAAAAUGGUCAGCCAAAUGAGGCAGUCAAGACUUUUCUUGAAAUGAGUUCUAGGAAUGUGAAACCUGAUAAGUUUGUAUUGACAAGCUUAAUGUUAGCUUGUUCUCAGUUGGGUAAUUUGGAUUUGGCCAAAUGGGUUGACUCAUAUGCUACCAGGUGUUCAGUUGAUCUACGCGGGGCACACGUUACGGCCGCUCUUAUAGACAUGAAUGCUAAGUGUGGAAACAUGGAGCGAGCCAUGUAUCUGUUCGAAAAAAUGCCUAAAAGGGACCUAAUCUCCUAUUGUUCUGUAAUGCAAGGUUUGUCAAUCCACGGGCAUGGAGAUCAAGCUGUGUCACUCUUUGAGAGGAUGCUAGGUGAAGAUCUAACCCCCGAUGACGUGGCCUUCACAGUCAUUUUAACAGCUUGCAGCCGUGCUGGACUUGUAGAUGAAGGCUGGCAUUACUUUGAAAUGAUGAGGUGUAAAUACUCCAUGGUUCCCUCUGUUGAUCACUAUGCAUGUAUUGUUGAUCUUCUUAGUCGAUCUGGGAGGCUAAAAGAAGCUUAUGAGCUCAUAAAAUCCGUACCUGUUCAAUCUCAUGCUGGUGCAUGGGGUGCACUGCUUGGGGCCUGCAAAUUAUAUUGCGACUCUGAGCUUGCAGAGGUGGUAGCUUCUCGACUUAUUGAGAUUGAGCCUGAAAAUGCUGGCAAUUAUGUGCUAUUAUCCAAUAUCUAUGCUGCAGCAGAUAGGUGGCUGGAUGUGUCUGCUGUAAGAAACCAAAUGAAUGAAAGAGGGCUUAGAAAAAUACCCGGUUGCAGUUGGAUUUAAUGUAUGACGACCUUACUUGACUUAACAAGAUCUAUUCUGUACGUUAUACAAGUGUGCCAUUGAGUUCCAAAGUUGGAUUUGGUGUAUGGCACUGCCGAUGCAAUUUUAUCUGAACCAGCAUGGAUCUGUCUCGGUUUAUCAUCUUGAUUCAUUAGACUGUCAAUAUCAUUGCUAUGCUGUUGCUGGUAUUCAACAAUGAGAAAGAAUUGAAAUUGAAGUUAAUAGCUGAAAACUGAAUUGUGUUCCAAGUAAGUCGUGGCCACAGCAGCAUGAAGAGCUGCUCCAAUUGGAAGAGCCUCUUCAUCAAGGACAAAGUGCGGUGAGUGCACUGGCCGAUUUGAUCCCAGAGUCUCGUUCCCUGUCCCAAUCACAUAUAUGGUAGCUGGAAUCCUCUGUGAGAAGAAGCCAAAAUCUUCAGCUCCCAUGGUCCAUGGAAGGAGUUGCACAUUGGAUUCUCCAAGUAAGCUAUUUCCUACCCUAUUUACAUGUUCAAACAAUGCUUCAUUGUUAACCAUUACUGGUGUAUCCUCCAUAAACUUCACUGAAGCAUAACAGUGGUGAACCAUUGCUUGUGUGCUGAUGACCUGUUGAGAAGGAAUUUAGUUUUGUCCAGCUUCAGAAGUAAAAUUGAAAUUUGUUAAGUUGGUCAACUAAAAUACAUCUCAUACCUCUCUGAUCCUUUCUUUGAGGUAAGAGAAACCCUCAGGCGACAAGCUCCUAAAUGUUCCCCCAACUUUCACGGUUUCAGGAACUACAUUUUCUGCUUGCCCUCCGUCAACAAAUGCAACUGUCACCACCUACAUUGCUGAUUAUUAGUUAACUACAUUGUGUUUUCAAGUUGCAUUCAGUUUAUUGAGUGAACUGGCCAUUUUUCAGUUGUUUGGACUGAAGUUUUGAAUCUUGUUGAGAAUAUAAUAUUAUUCUGUCCUUGUGAU